Astyanax mexicanus (Mexican tetra) is the source of this 2900-nucleotide messenger RNA. RefSeq names its product junctophilin 1b (gene jph1b). The transcript has 6 exons. NCBI's taxonomy places the organism in Eukaryota, Metazoa, Chordata, Actinopteri, Characiformes, Acestrorhamphidae. Gene Ontology annotation, cellular component: plasma membrane; sarcoplasmic reticulum; junctional membrane complex. The record is from RefSeq and is a predicted model, not a curated record. The coding region runs from base 1 to 2013 and encodes 670 amino acids.
AUGACGGGCGGACGCUUCGACUUCGACGAUGGAGGCACGUACUGCGGCGGCUGGGAGGACGGCAAGGCCCACGGCCACGGCAUCUGCACGGGACCCAAGGGCCAGGGCGAGUACUCGGGCUCCUGGUCCAGCGGCUUCGAGGUAGUCGGCGUCUACACGUGGCCCAGCGGCAACACGUACCAGGGCCACUGGGCGCAGGGCAAGCGCCACGGCCUGGGCGUCGAGUCCAAAGGCAGGUGGCUGUACCGCGGGGAGUGGACGCACGGCUUCAAGGGGCGCUAUGGGGUCCGCCAGAGCCUCAACACGCCCGCCAGAUACGAAGGCACGUGGAGUAAUGGGCUGCAGGACGGGUACGGGGUCGAGACCUACGGUGAUGGGGGUACGUAUCAGGGCCAGUGGAUGGGGGGCAUGCGUCACGGCUACGGGGUCCGUCAGAGCGUUCCAUACGGAAUGGCCACAGUGAUCCGCUCUCCGCUCCGCACCUCUCUUGCUUCGCUGCGCAGUGAGCAGAGCAAUGGCUCCGUCCUGCAUGAGCGCCUGACGGACAGUCCUGCCGGGACGCGUGGCGGCUUCGUGCUUAACUUCCACAGUGACAGCGAGCUGGGCGGUCCAGCCCGGAAGAAGGGACUGUUCCGGCGCGGGUCACUGUUCGGCAGCCUGAAGCAGCUGCGCAAGUCGGACUCACGCUCGUCCAUCUCCAGCAAGCGGAGCUCAGCCCGCAGCGAUGCCACUAUGAGCCGCAUCAGCUCCAGUGAUGCCAACUCUACCAUCAGUUUCGGUGAGGGCGAAGGGGCAGACGAGUACACGCCCAUGGAGGACAAUGUGGAUGCCACCACCACAGAGGCCUACAUGGGUGAGUGGAAAAACGACAAGCGCAACGGCUUUGGUGUCAGCGAGCGAUCCAACGGCAUGAAGUAUGAGGGUGAAUGGACCAACAACAAGCGCCACGGUUACGGCUGCACCAUGUUCCCUGAUGGCACACGAGAGGAGGGCAAGUACAAGAACAACGUGCUGGUCCGUGGCAUCAAAAAACAGCUCAUACCCCUCAAGAACACCAAGACCAAGCAGAAGGUGGACCGCGCCGUAGAAGGAGCCAUCAGGGCAGCUGCAAUCGCCAAGACGAAAGUCGAGAUUGCUACAUCAAGGACGGCCCACGCCAGAGCAAAGGGUGAAGCAGCUGACCAGGCCUCACUGUCCGCCUGCCAAAACUCAGACGUUGCCAGAGCGGUGGCCAGAGAUCUAUCCCCCAACUUCCAUCAGCCAGGUCCAGACUACAUCAAGCAGCGGUUCUCCAGCGAGCCAAUCGAGAUAAAAGAAGUCCCUGAAGAAAAAAAGGAGAAAUCCCCCUCAGGAAGUCCCCACUUCUAUCGCAAGGGCACCACGCCCACCCAAACUCCCACCCAGAGCCCAGGGCCCACUCCCCCACCCUCACCCCCCUCCAGCAAAAAGAAAUCCUUCUUUAACCGGAGCGCCCCCAAAACCAGCAAGGAGAGCAAGGUGCCUGAGCGAGCAACCACACCCGUCCCGAGAACAUCCACCAAACAAGAAGUGAAGCACGAAGUGGUUCCUGCUCCACACUCAUCUGCACCCCACAAGCCGUUGGCACCGGCCAUCAACCCCUCCAGCCCUGGCAAUGGUGAGAUCCACUCUCAGUACCACGGUUACUACGUGAAGGCUGAGGUUAUGAUGCCGCCCGAUGAGCCAGACGACGAGGAGCGUCAAGGUGCUUCCACUGCCCUGGUCAGGAUGCCGCAGCCAGUCAAGCAGCAGUACACCGCCUACUCUUCAGGGGGCAGCAGCAAACCCACUUCAAUCAGAGAGAGCAAGCCAGAACCCAAGCUAAAGAAGCAGGAGUCGCUGAAACCAAAGAGUCUAGCAGAAACCAAGAAAGCCAGCAUGGAGAUUACCACUGAUGUGGUUGAGGAGGAAUCAGGCCCUAACUCAAUCCUGGUGGCACUAGUGAUGCUGAUAAAUAUUGGACUAGCAAUUAUUUUCGUCCAUUUCCUGACUUGACACAUCAUUAAACUCAGCGAGUUCUUCAGAACGCGCGGCGUAGGCCCCAUCAUUCUCUGCAGUUGCGUCGACGGCCUUUAGACACACGCCGCUCAGACUCAGACACAGGCAAAGGACUGGACGACUGGAAUUAGAGCGAAAAUGCUGGGGGAGAGCGGCCCGGAGCUGAGCACCACCCCAGUUCCUGCGGCCAUGAUUUGAGACUCGCUUGGGCUCUGUGAAAGCUGAAGCAAAGCAGUCGUUGAGAAUGAAAAAAAAAAGUAAAAAAAAAAAAUCUGCUGAUCCAAGCCGUUCCAGGUCGAAUACAUGGGUGCCCCACUGCUGUGGGACGGGUUGGGUUGGGCUGUGCUGGGCUGGGUUGAGCUGGGGGGUGGAGGGUGGUGGGUUUUGGGUGUUGGGUAGGGUAUGGGUAGUGGGAGGUGGUGGGGGGGAGGGUCUUAACUGGAUAUGUUCGGAGAUGCACUUUUAGUUGACGGAAGCGAACAGCUGCCUUACUAUUUUACCAUCUGACGUUGUUGAGGGGAGAUGUGCAGUACGAUGCCAGUGUGUGUGCGUGUGCGCGCUCGUGUGUUGGUGUGCGCUCGAGUGUGCGUGUGUGUGUUUGUGCUCGGAUGCCGGAGAGUGCGUACCAGCGGCCGGCCACUCUCCGCUCAGUUCAGAACACCAUGCGUGUUUGAAAGAAGAAGAAAAAAGGGUCACUUGCCAGUCUUAUUGCGUUAGCCGUCUCUAAAGCCCCCUGUCUAACUCCUCUUUGCCCACUUUUGUUUUACGGAGGGAUGAUUGAUGCCGAGCUUGUGUGCGGCUUUAGGUUAAUAACUUGAGUCUUGUUUCACUGUGUGUAUGUUCUUUUUUAUCUAUAUAUUGGUUUGAAUACACAAAAGCAAAAU